GCGUUUCAGUCGGAGUAAGGUCAGCCUGUGAAGCGUGUCGUGCAAUUCAUCUCGGAGUGAACCCAAAAUGUGUCAAAAUUCUCUAGUAAUUUAGUGCUACGAAUGUUUUGUUAAACCAAAUGUAAUAUUCUUCCAUACAUUCCGUUUUGAGCCUACUUAAAGAAUACUCUAAUACAACAGAAGUGAUAUUCUCCCGGGCUUCAACAAACGCGUGUUUGUUGUUACGUAUAAUUUUCUGGUCCAAUUUAUUAGCUUGAUUGUAUCGUCCCCUUCCCGUGGAUCUAAUUAAGUGGAUGUCGACGUAUUCAGGAAUUUAUCACUCCGCAUACCAAGGGGUGGAGGAUUACGGAGGAUACGUUGGCAGGUCGACGAAGGAUAACGGUGAAGAAACAGAAACUUUAUCGACAUCGAAGCUGGCGGGGAACGUGAAAGCAGAGUUCAAGUGCAAGAGGGAGAGUUGGUGGGGGGAAAGCGGAGAAAUAGAUAGAGAAAGAGACAACAUAAACAGGGGUACAGCCGGGGCGAGUGGCGAACUGGCGGCUCGUCUCCAGGGCUACGCCAUGGCAGAGUUCUUAAAGACGACUGUUACUGGUGUACCAACAGGAAGUGCCCAGUACCAUCUCCACAGUCAUCCAGCCAUGGGAAUGGGCACACAUCCUCAUCCACACUCUCAUGUACAUCCUGGGGGUCCUCAUCCGGGCCUCCCAUCACCCUUCAGCCUAGCUACUCAUGGCCAUCCACACGGCCAUCCUCUCGAACACAGCCUCUCUGCCUUUCCUCAAGGUAUGAAUCAACGCAAACAACGCCGGGAACGAACAACGUUUACCAGAGCUCAGCUGGAUGUUUUGGAGGCUCUAUUUGGGAAGACUAGGUAUCCUGAUAUAUUCAUGAGAGAAGAAGUUGCCCUUAAGAUUAACUUACCGGAAUCAAGAGUACAGGUCUGGUUUAAAAACAGAAGGGCAAAAUGUAGACAACAACAGCAGCAGCAACAGCAACAAAAUGUGGCACCAAGGCGACCUGCCUCACGCUCGUCUUCUUCAAGCAGCAAAAUUGCCCCAACACCUCAAAGACGGACACCGCCUGUUUCGCCACCGCGUGCUAAAGAGACGCCAGGUCAAAAUUCACCUUUAUUAUCAACAAACUCCUCGUAUCCUAGACUUGGAGCAACGCCGACAGGCGGAAGUAAUGCAAGCAGCGCAUUAACAACGCCUUCGCCACCCUUGACUCCCAGUUCCAGCCAAUUACCACCAUCGUCAUAUCCACCUCCUAUGAAUCAGAUUCAUCAUAGUGAUUACGGUUUCACGUGGAGUUCUGCUUCACCAGGUGCUGUUAAUCCCAGCCAGUGUUAUGCUAGUCAACCUUACAAUGGCUAUCAGAAUCCCUAUACACCAGGAGAUUAUUACCAGUCGCAGAUAUCACAUAUGCACCAUAGUCCACAAAGCAACUAUCACCAUCCACAAUAUCACCACAACGUGACCCUGACUUCCCAUUUAGCUGGUCACCAUUUAAAUUCAAACUCGAAUGAUGUUACCGCAUGUCCUGCAGAAUCUUCGGAUAACUACAUCCUUCCUGAUCAGAAGUAUCAAGUGGUUUAGCAGUUCACCAAGUCGACAGGGACAAUUCAUUCGAGACAAGAUACCAGGCUUUUAUAUCAUCCUUGGCGAAUUAACUCUCGCGAAAGUACUCUUUCGAAGGCAACCGCCCAUGAUGAGGGCGAACCCGAUGAUAACUUUGAUUCUGAUGAUGACUGAUAAUAAAACUUCUAACAAAUCAAGAUCAUGUACUCCUUUACUGAGUUAUGCAAAAGAAGUAUAUGCACGUACAUUUCUGUUAUUAAAAGAAUAUUGUCAGAAGUCAAUGAUUAAAUCAUCACAAACAACAAUAUGCGAUUAUUGCAGUUAUUUUGCUCUUUGCUGUACGAUCGUUAAUUGACCAGUCAAUAUAGGUGUAAUCUCACUAUCAAGUCCAUGUAUGCAUGGUGCAGCAGUCGGUAAAAUGCCAAAAGUGACUUUUUUAUAUAUUUUUAUUGGUUUUAGUUAUUGAAUGGUGAAUCAUACACACAUGUAUAUUAUAUUCAUAUAUUGUUCAAUCGGUUAUAUUUUCAUUGGUUGAUUACUACUACCAUAAUUAAUUUCUAGUAUUAUUAUUGUUAUCGAGUGGACACUCAGCCAUAUCAAAGUCGGUCAGUAGUGAGAAGACUUGUAAAUAUCUCUAAAUAAAGAUGAAGCGUGAAAAUAAAUCGAAGUAUGUAAGCAGAAAUUGAAAACUCAUGGACUGCAAGUAAAAAUAUUUGAGUAGCUGUAAGUAGAUAAACAUGUGUUUAUUUGCACUUAAUUCCACACAUAUAGUAUCUGAACCAAACUGUUGAAAAAUAUUUCGUGUGAACCUUAGUUGAUAAUAAAAAAUUUUCCGACGUCGUUUCAUUAAUUUCUAAAUGUCUUAAGGUAUUCAUUUCCAUUCUUUGUUAGCAUAGCUUUGAGUGAAAAUGAGUAUACGAUUUUCAUGAAGAAAAGUAAUUUCGACUUUAUGAAACAAGCAUACUUCUUAAGAUACGUGGAUAACUAUAAGUGUAUAUGUCAUGUAUACAAAGCUAAUGUAUAUUAUUGUGAAUUUGAAGUACAUAGAAUCUAUUAGUUAGACUUCUGAAUGAUAAUGAAAGAAUUAACUUUAGUGAACAUAUUGUGCGCAAAAAUAGAAUAAGUUACUUUGUAAUAAUAUGUUUCGAUGCCAAUGUACAUAAAUAUUACGUGUAAGAUACAUUAUUGCUCAUUAUAUUGUAUCACAAAAGAACAUCCC
Molecule: messenger RNA, 2796 nt
Organism: Belonocnema kinseyi
Lineage: Eukaryota; Metazoa; Arthropoda; Insecta; Hymenoptera; Cynipidae
Product: homeobox protein OTX1 A-like
Exons: 4
Coding region: 294-1595 (433 amino acids)
Biological process (GO): regulation of transcription by RNA polymerase II
Cellular component (GO): nucleus
Molecular function (GO): DNA-binding transcription factor activity, RNA polymerase II-specific; RNA polymerase II cis-regulatory region sequence-specific DNA binding
Source: RefSeq, a predicted model, not a curated record